Messenger RNA from Mauremys reevesii (Reeves's turtle), 477 nucleotides. Its product is annotated as rho GTPase-activating protein 32-like. The transcript has 5 exons. Gene Ontology annotation, biological process: small GTPase-mediated signal transduction. The record is from RefSeq and is a predicted model, not a curated record. The coding region runs from base 94 to 477 and encodes 127 amino acids. Gene Ontology annotation, molecular function: GTPase activator activity. Gene Ontology annotation, cellular component: nucleoplasm; cell cortex; Golgi apparatus. NCBI's taxonomy places the organism in Eukaryota, Metazoa, Chordata, Testudines, Geoemydidae.
GAGCCCGCCUGGCCGGGGCGGGAGGAUGCGGCGCGCCGGGGGCCCGGCCAGGCCCGGCCGCUAGGCGGGCGGAGCGCGGCCCGGGCACCGAGAAUGAUGAAGUCCUCUGUACAUACAGAAGAGGAUGACUUUGUUCCAGAGCUUCAGAGAAGCAUUCAUCCCCGAGAGAGGCCGGAUUGGGAAGAGACUCUCAGUGCUAUGGCGAGAGGUGCAGAUAUCCCUGAGAUUCCAGGGGAGCUGCCACUUCGGACGUGCGGCAGCACAGCGAGCAUGAAAGUGAAGAAUGUGAAAAAAUCCAUCAACCCGGAACUGAUGGGCUGUGAUGCCUUUCACAGGUUAUCCUUUACCAAAGGCCACUUCCCGAAGAUGGCAGAGUGUGCACAUUUCCAUUAUGAGAACGUGGACUUUGGCAACAUACAGGUAGGUUUCAGAUUUCUUUUACAUACCAAUUUGGGUUGUGUUUGUCUGACUAGCUAA